Molecule: messenger RNA, 493 nt
Organism: Acyrthosiphon pisum (pea aphid)
Lineage: Eukaryota; Metazoa; Arthropoda; Insecta; Hemiptera; Aphididae
Product: zinc finger protein 239-like
Exons: 1
Biological process (GO): regulation of transcription by RNA polymerase II
Cellular component (GO): nucleus
Molecular function (GO): RNA polymerase II transcription regulatory region sequence-specific DNA binding; DNA-binding transcription factor activity, RNA polymerase II-specific
Source: RefSeq, a predicted model, not a curated record
AUGAAUGGCCUCACUGCUUGUCCUGGCAAGAGAAAGUACUCGUGUGAUGUUUGCAAUAAAUGCUUUACUUAUAGAAGCAGCUUAAUUACACACCAGCAGACGCAUGAGAAGAACAAACUUUACCCGUGUGACGUCUGCUACAAGUCGUUCAGUCAAAGUUGCAAUUUGACAACACAUCGACGGAUACACACAGGAGAGAAACCAUACGCCUGCGAUGUAUGCGACAAGUCGUUUGCUGAAAGUAGUUCACUGACGAGUCAUCGACGGACCCACACGGGCGAGAAACCAUACGCGUGCGAUGUAUGCGACAUGUCUUUCAGUCAAAGUGGCAAUUUGACAACACAUCGACGGACCCACAAGGGUGAUAAACCAUACGCGUGCGAUGUAUGCGACAUGUCUUUCAGUCAAAGUUGCAAUUUGACAACACAUCGACGGACCCACAAGGGUGAUAAACCAUACGCGUGCGGUGUAUGCGACAUGUCUUUCAGCCAAA